GAGGGGCCCGCGGACGCCGGGGCGGCGAUGGCCCGAGAGCUAAGCCAAGCGGCACUGCUGGACUUCCUGUGCCGGGCCGGGGGGAGGGUGGCCAACGCCGCGCUGCUGAGCCACUUCAGGAGCUUCCUCCGAGACCCCGACGCGCCCCCCGGCCAGCACCAGCGCCGCCGCGAGCUCUUCAAGGGCUUCGUCAACGCGGUCGCCGCGGUGCGCCAGGACCCCGACGGCACCAAGUAUGUGGUGCUCAAGAGGAGGUACAGGCACCUUCUGGGGCAGGGGGGGCUGCAGCGACCCCGCGCCCCGCCCGCGGCCGCCGCCCCUGCAGGAGGAGCUGCGUCCGGCUCUGGGCAGGGCGCGGGCGGGGGACCGCAGCCUCCCGGGGCGCAGCGGCGCGGGGAGGAGCCCGAGCGGGAGCCCGAGCGGGAGCCGGCAGGUGCCGCAGCCCCAGCGCCGCACGCAGCUCGCCGCGGACCCGCAGCCCGCGGCGCCCGGGAGGCACCCCCGGGAGGCGGCCCUGGGCCCCGGGCAGCAGCGAGGGGCGCGGCCGCGGAGACGCGAGGCCGCUGCCGGGAUCGCCUCGCGAGCAGCCCGCAGGCUCUGCCGGGGAAGCAGGGGCUCGGGGCCGCCCCGGACGCCGCCACCCCCGGGGAUGAGCCCGGGGCUGCGGGGCGGGGGCCGCGAGGACAGCCCGCAGCGCCCCGCUCGCCUCCCGCACGCGUCGAGGCCGUUGGCGGCCGGGCUCCCCCGCAGGCGCUCCCGUCCCGCGCCGUGUCCCCCGGGAGCGCACCGGAGCCGCUGGCCCUGGGCUCUCUGCCUCACCCCACCCUGCGGCAGCGGCAGCCCCAGACACCCAGGGCCCGUGACCAAGGCCCCGUCCGAGCCUGGUCCGUGCUACCGGACAGCUUCCCCCGGCCACCCUCGGAGCGGACCUGCUGGGUCGGGACCCCUACCUCGGAGCCUGCAGACCCCACGCUCCCCUCUCACUCUGCCCUUCCUGCUGUUCCGGAAUCCUGUCCCGAGAACCCUCCUUUGACAGUCUUUCGUAGUAUUCGGUGUCAGCUGUCCCUCCAAGAUCUGGAUGACUUUGUGGACCAAGAGAGCCAUGGCAGUGAGGAGAGCAGCAGUGGGCCCAAGGAGUCUCCUGGGGGUUCCGAAGGGGGGCUGCAGGUUGCUCUGGGAACCCCAGGUGGGAGAAAGCUCAGGAAUCCGGCAGGAGGUCUUUCUCCAAAGGAGGGCGGCCUCAGGGACGGAGGGGACGGUCACGCCUCUCAGCAGCUCUCAACAGAGGCGAAUGGCCUUGCAGGCCACCCCCGGGAGUCUCUACCCCGGCCAGCCCCCAAGUUAAGGAGAUCCCUGAGGAGGAGCUCUCCGGCUCGGAUAGCCAAACUGUCUUCUUCUGAUGAGGAGUAUCUUGAGCACGACUUGCUUAAAAGGACUCGUCGCCCACCACGAUCCAGGAAACCCUCCAAGGCAGGAGCAGUGUCCAGCCCAAGAGUGGAUGCUGUUUUGAUACCAAAGCCUGCAGACCUGAAGGCUGCUGUUGCGGAGUGGGGUUGGCCAUACACCUCCUGGGCCCCGGCUGGGGCGGAGUCUACAGCCUUGGUCCCACAAAGACCUGAGCACAAGUCAUCUGUGAUCCCCCUAGAUGCCAGGGAGCAUGAAUGGAUUGUGAAGCUUGCCAGUGGCUGUUGGAUUCGGGUGUUGACUUUGUUUUGGGAGGACCCCCAGCUGGCUCUGCACAAAGACUUCUUGACUGGGUACACUGCGUUGCACUGGAUAGCCAAACAUGGUGACCUCAGGGCGCUCCAGGACUUUGUCUCCAGUGCACAGAAAGCGGGCAUUGCUCUUGAUGUGAAUGUGAAGUCCAGUUGUGGGUAUACCCCUCUGCACCUUGCAGCCAUUCACGGCCACCAGGGGGUCAUCAAAUUGCUAGUGCAAAGGUUGGCUUCUCGGGUGAAUGUCCGAGACUGCAGCGGAAAGAAGCCAUGGCAGUAUCUGACCAGUGAUACCUCGGGGGAAAUAUGGCAGCUACUAGAAGCUCCUCGGGGCAGGCCCAUUUUCCCCGUCUAUCCUUUAGCCCGAAGCUCUUCCCCCACCAGGAAGGCCAGGAGCCGGGAAAUAUCUAGAAAUAUCACUCGCAAGACUUCCUUUGCUGCACUACUCAAAAAUCAGCACAGCAAGUGGAAAUUGGCCAACCAGUAUGAGAAAUUCCCCAAUCCAAGAGAAAGGGAAGAGUACAGUGACUGAAGUGGUCCUCUCUUCCACCAUCCCCUCAUCCUUGAGAUGUUCAGUGUGAAAAUUCAAGGGCAAUAGAAAAAUUGCAGAAGUGUUGGUAAGGAAAAGAUUGAUCAUGGGAGAUGGCCUACCUUGUGUUCACCUGCCUGGGUAUCAUGUCAGCAUAUCCCAGACCUUACGGAGUCAUCCAGGCUUUCUGGCAGCUCAAGUCUCUGGGCCAGUGAAACCUAGACAUAGAGCAGAGUCAGGUGUUUAAAACCCAGGAGGUGUUCUUCCUCUUUCCUUGCCACCACAGACCUGGGCACAGUGAGCCACGUUGUUUUCCGAAGCAGCUACCCCAGGCCUUGGCUACAGAGGGAACAAAUAUCUAAGAGGAAGGGAGGCAAUUCAAGGGAUUAGUGAAGCACCAAAUCUCUCUGGCUAGUAGCUCUCUGGCUCCUAUUCAUUUGAAGGCUAAAUCUUGGCUGAGAGUGGAAAGCACCAGCUUUGAAAUCACAUGGCUCUUGCAUCCUCGUUUUUGUUUCCUUUCCUCCUUCUUUCUUUCCUUCCUUCCUUCCUUUCUUUUUUCUUUCUCCUUUCUUUCUUUCUUUUUUUUUUUUUAAUAUUUCAUUCAUUUAUUCAUG
This is a messenger RNA of Canis lupus familiaris (dog), 2858 nucleotides long. RefSeq names its product sosondowah ankyrin repeat domain family member B (gene SOWAHB). Gene Ontology annotation, molecular function: protein binding. The record is from RefSeq and is a predicted model, not a curated record. The coding region runs from base 28 to 2247 and encodes 739 amino acids. Lineage: Eukaryota; Metazoa; Chordata; Mammalia; Carnivora; Canidae. The transcript has a single exon.